Messenger RNA from Erinaceus europaeus (western European hedgehog), 1112 nucleotides. It is a transcript of the gene RMDN1, whose product is annotated as regulator of microtubule dynamics 1. Gene Ontology annotation, molecular function: microtubule binding. NCBI's taxonomy places the organism in Eukaryota, Metazoa, Chordata, Mammalia, Eulipotyphla, Erinaceidae. Gene Ontology annotation, cellular component: cytoplasm; mitotic spindle pole; spindle microtubule. The record is from RefSeq and is a predicted model, not a curated record. The transcript is spliced from 10 exons. The coding region runs from base 82 to 1035 and encodes 317 amino acids.
CGUGGGACCGGAAGUAGUAGUGCGCCCUUGCCUUUGGCGCCCCAUGGGGUGAGAGGUCAGAGCCCGAAUUAGUGGACUGUCAUGGCGCUUCCCGCGCGUCUCGGGCGCUUUCCCUUUUGGGGACUAAGCGCGGCGCGAGCGUGUGGGAUUCCUCGACGGUCGACUAACAGCAGCUGGCAGUGCUAUCCCCGGCUACGCGGCGGCUGUCAGGUGAUGGGAAACCAAAGUGCUUUCAAAAGAAGCCUUUUAUUCUCAGCCUUGUCUUAUUUGGGUUUUGAAACUUACCAAGUCAUUUCUCAAGCAGCCGUAGUUCAUGCUGCUGCCAAAGUCUUACGAGUUGAAGAAAUCCUUGAACAAGCUGACUACUUAUAUGAAAGUGGAGAAACAGAAAAGCUUUAUCAAUUGCUAACCCAGUAUAAGGAAAGUGAAGAUGCAGAGUUACUCUGGCGUUUGGCACGGGCUUCACGUGAUAAAGCUCAACUGUUUGGAACCUCAGAAGAACAGAAAAAGCUAUUGGUAUAUGAAGCCCUAGAGUAUGCAAAAAGAGCACUAGAAAAAAAUGAAUCAAGUUUUGCCGCUCAUAAGUGGUAUGCAAUCUGUAUUAGUGACAUUGGAGAUUAUGAAGGCAUCAAGGCUAAAAUUGCAAAUGCCUACGUGAUCAAGGAACAUUUUGAGAAAGCAAUUGAACUGAAUCCAAAAGAUGCUACCUCAAUUCACCUUAUGGGUAUUUGGUGUUACACGUUUGCUGAAAUGCCUUGGUAUCAAAGAAGAAUUGCUAAAGUGCUGUUUGCAACUCCUCCUAGUUCCACCUAUGAGGAGGCCUUAGGCUACUUUUACAAGGCAGAACAAGUGGAUCCAAACUUCUACAGCAAAAACUUACUUCUCUUAGGAAAAACGUAUUUGAAGUUAAAUAACAAAAAACUUGCUGCUUUCUGGUUAAUGAAAGCUAAGGACUACCCAGCACACACAGAGGAGGAUAAACAGAUACAGACAGAAGCUGCUCAGUUACUGACAGGUUUCAGUAACAAGAAUUGAGAAUUUCUGACACGAAGCACAUGAAAUACCUACUACUAUCUUAUAAUCAAAUUAUAAAGAUUAUAUACAAACCACAA